Messenger RNA from Funneliformis mosseae, 771 nucleotides. Lineage: Eukaryota; Fungi; Glomeromycota; Glomeromycetes; Glomerales; Glomeraceae. The record is from the annotation of a GenBank genome assembly.
AUGUCAACAAAGAAAAGAAUCAUUCUUAUUGCAGCACAAAAACGUGAGAUUUGUGAAACAAAAGAAAAAGAACCAAACCUUUCUAAUGUAGCCCUUGCACAAAAUAUAAUAUUGGAAAAUCAACAUGGUCCUAAAUGGCCUCAACUUGAAAAUGCACUUAGUCUCUGGAUUGACAAUGCAUUUAAUACAAAACAAGAUAUUGAUGGUAAUAUCUUAAAAACAAAAGCAGAUUUUUUUGCUAGGCGGUUUUCUAUAGAAGAUUUUCAUCAAUCAGAGGGAUGGUUAACCGGCUUUAAAAAAAGACAAGGAUUGCGUCAAUUUCAAAGGCAAGGUGAAGCUUUAAGUGCUCCUUCUGCUGAAUCAAUAGAAAAUGACCGCAUUGCCUUACAACAAUUUCUUAAACACUAUGACCUUAAAGAUAUUUGGAAUGGAGACGAAACUGGUCUCUUUUGGAAAAUGGAACCUUCUAAAGUUUUGGCACAUGGCCCUAUAUUUGAUGAUGAAGAACUUGAAAGGUUAAUUUCCCUUCUUCCAAAAGGUGAUCUUAAUGCACGAGAAUAUAUUCAUAUUGAAGAUAAAGCAGCGGAGGGUGGGCUUACUGAUGAUAAAAUAAUUGAUGCUAUAUUAAAUGUAGAUAGGGAAGAGGAACAUGUAAUGGAUGAAAUUGAAUUUGUGCCAAUAUUAGAAAAAGUUAGUCCAGUAGAAGCAGAAAAUGCUGUAGAUAAAAUUAUAAGAUUUUAUAUGAGCAAGAGGCGGAAUUUGGGGAGGUAA